Messenger RNA from Penaeus indicus, 2921 nucleotides. Its product is annotated as RNA cytidine acetyltransferase-like. The transcript is spliced from 17 exons. The coding region runs from base 16 to 2874 and encodes 952 amino acids. NCBI's taxonomy places the organism in Eukaryota, Metazoa, Arthropoda, Malacostraca, Decapoda, Penaeidae. Gene Ontology annotation, biological process: rRNA acetylation involved in maturation of SSU-rRNA. Gene Ontology annotation, cellular component: nucleolus; 90S preribosome. The record is from RefSeq and is a predicted model, not a curated record. Gene Ontology annotation, molecular function: 18S rRNA cytidine N-acetyltransferase activity; tRNA binding; ATP binding.
GUUUACCUACAUCACAUGCUGUCCAAGAGCAGCAUGAAGCAAGCCUCUGUGUUAUGGUGCUAUAAAAAGGAACUAGCCUUCUCAAGCCACCGCAAGAAGAGGAUGAAGCAGCUGAAGGCACGCCAGAAAUCAGGCCAGGCUGAGGUCAAUGAGGAUGACCCCUUUGAGAUGUUCAUGUCCAUGACGGAGAUCCGCUAUUGCUACUACAAGGAGACGCACAAGAUCCUUGGUAACACAUUUAGAAUGUGUGUCCUGCAGGACUUUGAAGCCCUCACCCCAAACAUUCUGUGCCGAACCAUGGAGACCAUUGAGGGUGGCGGCGUAAUUACAAUCCUCCUGCAGAGCAUGACAUCGCUAAGGCAGCUGUAUGCUAUGAACAUGGAUGUACACUCUCGCUACCGCACAGAAGCCCAUCAGCAUGUUGUGCCGAGAUUUAACGAACGGUUCAUCUUGUCUCUGCCAUCGUGCCCGAUGUGUAUUGUUGUGGAUGACCUGCUGCGCAUCCUGCCUAUUUCAUCACACCUGAGGGACCUGCAGCCUGUGCCUGCUGUGACAUCCUCGACACCGCUGUCACCCAACGACCAGGAGUUGAAGGACCUCAAGGAGUCCCUCAAGGAGAGUCCUCCUGUGGGGCUCCUCAUUGAGCUUUGCAAGACAUUGGACCAGGCCAAGUCUGUCCUACAGUUUGUGGUAGCCAUCACAGAAAAGACAUUGCGCACAACAGUCACACUCACAGCUGGCAGAGGACGAGGGAAAUCUGCUGCCUUAGGACUAGCCAUGGCUGGUGCCAUUGCUUUCGGUUACUCCAACAUUUUCGUCACUUCUCCGAGCCCUGAGAACUUGAACACGUUGUUUGAGUUUGUGCUAAAAGGCCUCAACGCCAUGGGUUAUGAGGAGCACCUUAGCUAUCAGGUACUGCGCUCUACGGACCCCCAGUUCAAUAAGUGCGUGAUGAGGGUCACAGUCACCAGGGAAAGACGGCAGAUUAUUCAGUACAUUGCUCCAGGUGAGAGCAGUUGCCUGGGCCAAGCUGAGCUAGUUGUCAUAGACGAAGCUGCUGCCAUUCCCUUGCCACUCGUACGCAAGCUCUUGGGGCCGUACUUGGUGUUCCUGUCCUCAACUGUGUCAGGGUAUGAAGGCACGGGAAGGUCUCUUUCUCUAAAGCUAAUUGACCAGCUAAGGUCACAGGCCAAAGCAAGCAGUGCAAAUGCAGAGAAUGGGGACAGUAACACCAAGUCAACGGAAUUAGGAAGAGUUCUGCAUGAGGUGACAUUGGAGGAGAGCAUCAGGUACAAGAGUGGAGACCCGGUGGAGAAGUGGCUCCACGACCUACUCUGCUUGGAGGCUUCACUGCCGCCGAGCCCUGCUGCAGUGCCCCCACCCAGCCAGUGCCAGCUCUUCUAUGUCAACAGAGAUACUCUCUUUGGAUAUCACAAGGUAUCAGAAAAGUUCCUGGCACAAGUGAUGGGUCUUCUGGUGUCCUCACACUACCGCAACACACCCGAUGACCUUCAAACCCUCUCUGACGCCCCUGCCCAUCAUCUGUAUGUCCUGCUGCCCCCACAGGACACGGCCAAGGGCGACACGCUGCCACCCGUCCUGACAGUCGUUCAGGUGGCGUUGGAGGGCAAGGUAUCCAAAGCCUCAGUGAUGUCAGCUCUUGCGCAAGGGGUGAAGCCCUCAGGUGACCUUGUGCCCUGGACCGUCAGCAACCAGUUCCAGAACUAUGAUUUCCCGCAGCUGUCUGGGGCGCGAAUCAUUCGCAUUGCCACACACCCCAGCUUCCAGGGGCAAGGGUAUGGGAGUCAGGCACUGAAGCUGCUAGAGGAAUACUUCAGUCAGGCCUCCAUGCACGCGGACUAUGUGGACACACUCACACCUGAAGCAUCACUGAAGUUAGUGCAGGAUGAUCAGGUUGGUUUGCUGGAAGAGAAGCUGGGACCAAACCACCAGUCUCCUCCUCUCCUGGAAGCCCUCUCUGAGCGGCCACCAGAAGCCUUACACUACCUUAGUGUGUCGUACGGGGCAACCCAGCAACUCCUCACUUUCUGGAAAAGAUCUGGAUUUACUCCAGUUUACCUCAGUCAAGUGUCGAACAAUGUCACGGGGGAACAUACCAUCAUUAUGCUCAAGGUUCUGGCGGAGAGCAAGGAAGCACGAGGGGAGUCAUGGCUGGCUGAUCUGUGGUUCGACUUCAGGAAGAGGCUGGUUGCUCUGUUGGGCUGUGCAUUCAAGAGCUAUGACUGCAAAUUUGCCCUCAGUAUCAUGAGCAACAGCAUUUACAAGAGGAAAGGGGGAGUGCCAAGCUUAUCAGAACUGGAUCUGUACAUGACCAGUGGAGACCUCCAGCGCUUAGAGGAGUUCCUCCACCACCAGUGCGAGUCUCCAUUGAUUGCAGACAUCCUGCCCUCCUUUGCACGGCUCUACUUCCUCUCCAAGAUCCCAGACUUUAAGCUAAAGCCAGUGAAAGCAGCCAUCCUGUGUGGAAUUGGCAUCCAGAGGAAACCUCCGAAAGUAGUUGCAACUGAGCUGGGUGUUGAACCGGGGCUUGUCUUGGGCCAAAUGCGCGAGCUCAUAAAUGACAUCACGAAGUUUAUGAAAAAGACACGAGAAAUUGCCUGUCAGGAAGAGGUCAACGGAAAAGAGAAGGAAAACCACCAGUCUCUUGCGGCUGACAUUGCCUCGACAGUUGAGGAGGCAGCUAAGAAUAUGAAAGCCCAAGAAGAGGACAACCGAGAGAAAGUCACUCAGCUGAUUGAUGUCUCCAAGUUCGGUAUAAAGGGCAAAGAACAGGAAGUGAAGGUGGAGAGUGACAGCAAGAAGAGAAAGAUAUUACUCGGAGAAAACAUCAAAAAGAAGAAGAAAGGUGAAUGAUUUGGAAAUCUGUAAAUUGUUUUAUAAUAAAUAUAUAAAACUGUUAA